AUGGCGUCGGGGUCCGGCGCGCGCCUCCUCCUGGCGGGAAUGUCGGGACGGGCUGGGAGUCAUCCCGGCCUGAGGCGAUCUCUGUGCGCGGCCGCCCUCGACGACGCCGCCGCCCCGCCGUUGGAGCCGCUGCUGUCCGUGUGCGUCCGGCGGCACUUCGUGCUGGGGCCCCGGGAGCGCGUGAGGGAAGGCAGCCGCGUGCUGCGGGCGGGCCCGGGGCCCCGGCUGGGCCCCGCCGGCGCGGCGCUGAAGCAGAACCUGUCGUCGGAGUGGUGGGCCGGCCUGGGCCCGCUCCGACAGCGGGUGUUCCCCGUGGAGGCGGCGCUGCAGGCCCACCCGACCCGACCCCCGACAACGCCCGCCCUCAGGGUCGUCCCCGACGCCCCGGACGCCCGCCUCCACAACGCGCCCGCCCUCAGGGCGGACCUCCUACACGGUGCUUUGGAGCAAUAUGUGAACUGCCUGGAUUUGGUCAAUAGGAAGUUGCCUUAUGGUCUAGCCCAAGUCGGGGUGUGUUUUCACCCCAUUCCUGAUGCUGGGAAUGGAAAUCAUGGCAUCACAAGAGUAGGUGAAAGGACGGUUUCUUCCCUCGUGUGGUUUGCCCCUCCAAGAACUGCAGGACAGUGGCUUGAUUUCUGGUUGCGUCAUCGACUCCUGUGGUGGAGAAAGUUUGCUUUAACUCCAUCAAACUUCAGUAGCAGCGACUGUCAGGAUGAAGCGGGCCGAAAAGGAAUCAAAUUGUACUACAGUUUUCCAUGGGGAAAGGAGCCGAUAGAAGAUUUGUGGAAUCUAGGAGAUCAUGAACUUUUACAAAUGUAUCCUGGAAAUGAUUCCACGUUGCAUGGCCGAGAUGGAAGAAAAAGCGUUGUUCCUCACGUUCUCUCUUUGAGUGGAGAUCUAGACCGAGGAGUCCUAGCUUUCCUCUAUGAUUCAUUUCAGCAGUCAGAGAGCUCCCUUACAAGAAAAAUAACUCUGCAGAGAAAGGUACUUAAACUUCACCCUUGUUUAGCCCCUGUUAAGGUGGCAUUGAAUAUAGGAAAAGGCCCAGUUACGGAGUUGAGACAGGUUUGUCAGGGAUUAUUUAAUGAAUUAUCAGAAAAUGGAAUAUCCGUUUGGCCAGGUUAUUUGGAAGCCAUGCACUCUUCCCUGGAGCAACUUUAUUCAAAGUAUGAUGAAAUGAGUAUCCUCUUCACAGUUCUCAUUACUGAUGUUACUCUGGAAAAUGGAGUAAUACAACUGAGAAGCAGAGACACUACGAUAAAGGAAAUGAUGCAUAUUUCUAAAGUUACAGAUUUUUUAACCAAGUAUAUUUCAGCAGCCAAAAAUGUAUAGGUUAAAGUUUCUUAAUAGUUUGUUUCAAGCUGAUCGUAUUUCCUGUAUCAUCUCCUCUGUCGAGGCUGCUGCAUUGACAAAGAUGUAUUCAGUCAUUUUUUGAUGCUUCAUCAUCACUCCUUCCAUCCCAAGUCCUUCAGUAUCAUGAGAUGGUGAUUUGAAGAUGGCAAGAAUGAAAAUGGGAAUAUUGGGACACUGAAUGAUUUGAACAAGCCCCAUUGGCAAGUCCUCAUCAGUCUGUGAAGGCAGCUGAAUUGUCUGUUCCAGGACAAUAUAUUCCAAGCUGGGCUAAAAAUCAUUUUUGGAAAGGUAUCUAAAUAGAUGUAAGCCAGCCAUAUGAGUAAAUAUAUGUGCGUGCUCUAAAUAUCUUCUGGUAUGUUUCCUGAAGAUUUGAAAUGUCAAUCCUUAUGCUAAAUUAACUGGAAAUGCUUUUGGACUCUUGGUGAAGAUUACUCCUAACAAAGCUAGCAGCAUCCUUCAUUUUAGCCCCUUCAGAGAAACUUUUGCACAAGGAGACGAGGCCAUGGUUACGACGCAGAAAUUUCCAGUAGAUUUUUGUCUUUACUACUGAUCUGCAAUAGAGAUAGAUUCUAAAAUGGUUCCAGGAAGUGCAAGGGGCGUCAACAUGACAAAGGAAAAUCCCAACAGCUUCUCCAAAGUGGAGCAAGCUCUGGAGUGGAGCCUGACAGUGUGAAACAUGCUGUAUGUGAUCUCUGCGUAUCAAAUGAUGAUAUGUUCUUAGCAGAAAAAGGAUAAUGGGCUCUUUAAUGUAUACAUGGGGCAGUCCCGAACCCUAGGCUCUGUGACUCUGCUCCAAGACAAGGAACUCCAGGCCUGAGAGAUUACAUUUGUGGGACCCCGUCAGAGAUUUAGGGCCAGAUGCAGAGAGAAGUUGACCCAAGAGGGACAGUCAACACAAGGUAGUGGUUUCCCUUUCAGAUUAGAAACAAUAUAAACUCUGGCGACAAUAGCUUUGCUUUUAUCUGACUAGAUUUGCAGCUCUAGGGAUAAGAGAAUCCCAAAGGAAAUCUGCUGAAUCCUUCCAACUCCUUUGAUCAGAGUUUGCACCACUGAGCUCUGGUAGCACCUGUUCUGCUUGGAGGGAAGUUUUGAGUGCAGGGGAAGAUUAAUACCAAAAGUCUGCCAAAAUUUAGGAAACGGGGGAAGAGGCCCAAAGCACAUCUGAAAGUCUUUUGUUCUUCUACAGUUUGGGCAACACUUUUUCCGUGCAUUUUCCAGGUACCUUGUAUUUCAAAGUUUUGAGCCAUCCAUUUUUAAGCUUUAUUCUGUGUUUUCAUUUGUGGUUUGUCUUUUAGAAAUGGGAGGAGAGAAACGUAAAACCUAAUUAAGGGAAUUCCUUGAGGGCAGGGACCACAUCGUAUUCUUUUGUUGUGCUCUCCCAAGAACUCUGCUCUGCAUGCAGUAGGUUUUCAUUACAAAAUAAUUGAUUUCCUGUAAAGAUUUCUCCAUGUUGAAACAGCAUCUAAAAUUCGUCUGUGGGAAAAAAAAUGGAGAUAAAUAGUAGAAUUUAUCAACAAAGUGGAUGGGUUGUUUUUAUAAAAGAAAAGACUUUUACAGAUGGAGUUAGCAGCGUUCUUUGGGGAUGGGCUUGAGAAUUGGUCUAAGCCGAUUGGAACAAAAGAUCAAUGUUCAAAUAUGCAAAAUGAGGAUCGUUUGGUUUGUUGUCAAACUGCCAGGUUAGUGAUAUUUUCAAAUGUUUCAUUUCAUUUUUUUACAUAUAAUUGUUAUAUAAAAGAAACUUACCUUGAGAAGUUGUUUUAUUCUUUCAGAUUUCAUCUGAGGAUCUCAGUAUAUAUCACUCUUGUGUCAUUUUCACUUCUGGCACUUUUUCUGAAAAAGUCAGUCAGAAAAUUCGUCAGGUGUAAAUAGCCCAUUUAGACUUGCACAAAGUCAAGUUCAGCUUUGUCCUUGAUUUCAGGGGCAUGAGCUUUCUCCUCUAGGCCAUUCUCUGUGAUAAUCCGUAUAUCAUAUCAGUCUAUAUGUGUGAAAACUCUAGUGUGGACUUUAUGACACCACUUCCUCCAAGAUAGUUAUUUUGGUUUUGGGGGGCUUUUUUUUUUUAAUGUGUGUGGGAUGGCUGUCCUCUGCCCACAGUUUCAUAGUGGUGUUUGCUGAGGUUUGAGAAAGUAGUCACCUCACCAGAUGUAAUAUUUACUUACAACAGGCUAUUGCUGUUUUCACAAGGCCAGGCUCUCUCCUCCACUCAAAUCUAAUCUUUUACUUCCAGAGCAUGGCUCUCCUACCUUUCCCUGAAAGUAAGCUGCGCCACAAAAAACCUCUCCUACCCCAGCUCUCUAAUAUGGUCUUAAAGGCCCCCCAAAUUUGCCUCUUUUGGGCUUCCGUUAUCUUGACCAAGCCUGGCCAGGAGGGAAUUUUAUAUUGAGAAAGAAGAGUCUUAAACUUAGGGGGGAAAAAACCUGGAGAGCUACAGUUCACUCUCCCCUCCUACUUCUCCUCGUGUUCCGUACCGUCUAGGAAUGGCAGAACUCAGGAUGCCGCCUCUUUGAUUCUCAUUCAACCCAUUUGGACCUCUUAGCUGGCUUCCCUUGAAUAUCCCACUUUACAAAGUUCUAGGCCUUUGACUAACAUAGCGUGUUAUUCUGUAACAUCUUGGGGCAACAUCCCUACCAUACUCCUUAGCCAGCUGGUUAACGUCUUCAUUGCUUUAAAAAUAACUGUAUGAGGACUUCUUCCUUCACUAAUGUUUUUACUUAUUACAGAAUAAAAGAGAAUUUUGAGUGUG
Messenger RNA from Tachyglossus aculeatus (Australian echidna), 4096 nucleotides. It is a transcript of the gene POLG2, whose product is annotated as DNA polymerase gamma 2, accessory subunit. Lineage: Eukaryota; Metazoa; Chordata; Mammalia; Monotremata; Tachyglossidae. The record is from RefSeq and is a predicted model, not a curated record. Gene Ontology annotation, biological process: mitochondrial DNA replication. The coding region runs from base 1 to 1332 and encodes 443 amino acids. The transcript is spliced from 8 exons. Gene Ontology annotation, cellular component: cytoplasm; mitochondrion.